UUGCUCCUGCCAGGCCGGCCCGCCCGCCGCGGCGGCGCUGCUCGUUGGGAGGCGGAGGAGCUGCGCAAGCUGAGCCGCCGCCGCCGCCGCUGCUGCUUCCCGCUGCGGAGUGGAGAGCGCAAGUUCCUCUGAAGUAUGGAGUCCUGUUUCAGCAGUUUCAGGCAUGUGCCGCAGCAGCAGGACUCUGGGGUCCCGCUCAAGCUGGCCAGUGACGAGGCCCAAAAGGCAAAGAAGGCAGGCUCCUAUGGAGUCAGUAUUCGGGUCCAAGGGAUUGAUGGGCAUCCGUAUAUUGUGCUCAACAAUACAGAAGGAGGAGGCCUGUCUGAGGAUCACCUGGCAUCUGAAAAUGGUCCGCAGGCUGCAUCUCAGACACCUCCUAGAUCAGUGCCAAUCUCCUCUUCUGCUCCUGAUCUUGAGAAGAAAAUUGGAGACAGCAGGCAAUUUUGGGGAACCUGCAGUGCACCACCGAGUCUGUUUAAAAGCCUAAAGCAGGCAAGCAUGGACGAGGGAGAGAACCCUGCGUCGCAAUUCAAAGGUGCCUCCCCUCAGUCCUCCAGCCUACUGAAUUUCCAGAGGCAUCCUGAGCUUCUGCAGCCCUAUGAUCCUGACAAGAGUAUCUUGAACUUGCAUGGCUUUCCUCCACCUCUGUUCAGUAAGCCCCAAACUCUUGCAGAUGAAGCGAAACACGAUCCCAAGCCUUGGAGUUCACCACAGAAAGCUGUACCAUUGGAUAGAACAAACUUCCAGUUGGCAGAGCUGGCCAAAUCAAAAGCAAAAACUGUGGAUUUGACCAAGCCUGCAGCAGAGGAAGACCGAAGCCUGCAGGAACUGGAAUGUGCGAGUGGCAUGGACAGACCUAAUGGAAUGCACGAAUUGCUUCCUUCUAGUGGUGGAUCUCCAUAUGCUGUAAGCUCACCCACCUACCAGGAAACAAAGAAAUGUAGACCUGACCUCCUUCCUUUUCGCAGACAAGAUUCAGCAGGAUCCAUCCUGAACGGCUCAUGGCGGUCAUCUUCUUCAUCAACAACUCCAACUUCUGCAGCUUCUUUGUACAAGUUCUUCCUGGAUGACCAAGAGUGUGCCAUCUAUGCUGACAAUGUUAACCGGCACCAAAACAGAAGGUACAUCCCCUUUUUGCCUGGAACUGGUCGUGAUAUUGAUACUGGUUCAAUUCCUGCAGUCGAUCAGCUUAUUGAAAAAUUUGACAAGAAGGUUGGUCCCCACAGAAGAGGCAGAUUGGGAAUUAGGAACAGGAUCCAUCCAGAUGACCGCAAGCGGUCAAGGAGUGUGGACAGUGCUCUGUCCUGUGGCCUCAAGAUGAAUCCUGAUUGUUUAGAUGAAUUUAGCAAAAGUUUGGGAACGUCUUCUGAACACUUACUACAACCGUCAAAAGUUUGCCUUCAGAAGCAAUUGUCUCCCGAGCAGAAGUCAGCCUCUCAUGGGGAACAGCCUGCCCUUCGGACUGUUGGCAAGCUCCAAGCAGCACAGAGAGACUCUCCUGGAAGCCAGUUCAAUUCUUUGCAGUGUCAUAAGGGAAGGAGAAUCUCUGCUGAGAGCUUGACGUAUAAAUCAUCCACCCUUCCAGUCCAGAAUAAAAAAAGUGAACAGAAAAUGGUGACUUCCACUCUCUUGUUACCGAACUGUGUUGCAACUCAGAAAAUUUAUGUGAAACCACUUGCUGCUUCUGCUUCAAAUGCUCAGGUGACUCCUGAUCUGCUAAAGGACCAGCAGCAACUUGCGCAGCAAACCAAUGAGGAAACCGCCAAGCAGAUCCUUUACAACUAUCUUAAGGAAGGGAGCAGUGAAAAUGAUGAUGCAACGAAGAGAAAGGUCAACUUGGUGUUUGAGAAAAUCCAGACCUUGAAGUCCAGAGCGGCUGGGAGUACGCAGGUUUCUGACACUUCAGCUGAAGUCAAAGAACUGAGGGAACAGAAGCAGGCGCUGGAAAAGGUGGUUUCUGAGUUGCAGAGAAAGCUGGAACUGGAAGUCAGGAAUCAGCAGAACCUCAAAGAUGAGAGAGACGCAACCCGAGCAGAGCUGAGGGAGCUUCAGCGCCGGCUUGAAGAAAGCCUGGAGGAGAAGGAGGCCUUCAGCAAGCAGCUCGAGGAAAGCGAGAAGGAGCUCCGGCAACACCUGGAGGAGCUCUUCCAAGUGAAAAUGGAGAGGGAGCAGCAUCAGACGGAAAUACGAGACCUGCAGGACCAACUGUCGGAGAUGCAUGACGAGCUGGAUGGCGCAAAGCGUGCCGAGGAUGGCGAGAAGGAGCUCCUCGUGGAGGAGCUGCUGCAGCUGAAGGAGGAGCUGCCAGCCGUCCUGCUGGCCAAAGAGCAGCUGGAGGAGCUGCUGCGCAGGCGGGAGCGCGAACUGACGGCCCUCAAGGGAGCCCUGAAGGAAGAGGUGUCCGGCCACGACCAGGAGCUGGACCAGCUCAGAGAGCAGCACAGCCGGGAGCUCCAGGCUCGGAGGCAGGCGCUGGCAGAAGCUGCGGAGCAAGUGGCAGGCCUGUCCCGGGCCAAGGCUGCCGCGGAAGAGAUGCACAGGAGGGCAGAAGAGCGAGCGAGGGAGAUGGAGGAAGAAAGCCAGCAGCUGCGGGGAAGCCUAGCCAAGCUGGAGAGCCAAAGGCAGGGCCUCUGCCACGAAAUUGACGGCCUGCGAGGAGCAGCCGAGGAAACGGAGGCGAGACGAAAGCAAUUCGAGAAAGACAAGCUGCACUUGGAGGAGACCUUGGCUUGUGCCGAAGAGAGAGGCCAGGAGCUGGCAUUGGCCAAAACCUCUCUGGAAGCCCAGCUGCAGGAUGCGGAGAAAAACAUCAGUUGGCUAAGCCAGGAGCAGCAACAGUUAAAUGACCGGCUGAAAGAUGAAGCGAACCAGAAAGAUCAGUUGAAGAGGAUGAAGAGUGAACUGGAGAAUGAGCGGUGGCAACUGGACAAGACCAUUGAGAAGUUGCACAAGGAGAUGGCUGAAAUUGUAGAGGUUUCCCGGACGUCAACCCAAGAGCUCCAGAACCAGCUUGAUGAAUACAAGGAGAAGAACCGCAGGGAACUUGCUGAGACGCAGAGACAGUUGAAAGACAAAAACCUUGAGUUAGAAAAGGCACGCCUGACAGCCAUCAAAAUGCAGGAGGAGAUGCGUUUUAUGGAAGAAGAAUUACGGGAUCACCAGAGAGCCCAAGAUGAGGCUAUUACUAAAACGCAGAUUCUGGAACAGACUGUGAAAGCCUUGGAAUAUGAACUGGAAGCCAAAAGCCACUUGAAAGAAGACUGGGCAAGACAAGCCAAGAUCGUGGAGGACAAGAUGUCUCAACUGGAAUUCGAGCUUGAAGAAGAAAGGAACAAUUCAGACAUUUUGUCAGAAAGAAUCAGCCGGUGCAGAGAGCAGAUUGAGCAAAUGAGGAAUGAACUACUCCAGGAAAGAGCUGCUAGGCAGGAUUUGGAGUGUGACAAGAUUUCACUGGAAAGACAGAACAAAGAUUUGAAAAGUCGAAUCCUUCACCUUGAAGGCUCCUACCGGUCCAACAAAGAAGGGCUCGUGGUUCAAAUGGAAGCCAGGAUUGUGGAGCUGGAGGGGCGGCUAGAGAAUGAAGAGCGGGAUCGGGCUAACCUCCAGCUGAGUAACCGCAGGCUUGAAAGGAAAGUGAAAGAGCUGGUGAUGCAAGUGGAUGAUGAACACCUGUCCCUGACAGACCAGAAGGACCAGCUUAGCUUGCGUUUGAAAGCAAUGAAGCGCCAAGUGGAGGAGGCGGAAGAAGAAAUAGACAGGCUGGAAAGUGCCAAGAAGAAACUUCAGAGGGAGCUGGAAGAGCAAGUGGACUUGAACGACCAGCUCCAAGGGCAGCUGAAUGCAGUCAAAAAGGAACUCAGCAGGCGCAGGAAGACCUCAAGUAAAAUGCUGAGUGACCUGGAUGACGAGGACGAUGAGGACGAUUUCAGCACUGAUGGGGAGAGCCUUUACGAAGCACCUUCUGGAUUUAAAUAUGUAAAGGAUGAUGACAUCAAAAGCGAAAAAUGAAGCAAUCCCUUAACUCUGUCAGGGUGACGGAUGCUCCAUGGAUGCUCCUCCCUAACUAGUUGUUAGGGAACUCCAGACCCCUGAAAGCCAUGGCUGCAGGAACUGGAGUGCCGGGAGAAUUUUAACUAGCCUUCCAUAGUGUGUGCCAUUUUUAGACUUGGAUCAAUAUCAGAAAUAAACAUUUUAAACCAGAAAUAACUUGCCUUCCAAACCAUCUAGAAAUACCAUAGGUGCCUAAAACCAUGGAGGGCAUACAGCUCAAUUAUGGUGAUGUCUUCAGCAGAAAUAGGAUUCUUACUAAACAUUCUCUUCUAAGGUGCAAGAGCAUUUCUGCUGCUGAGGAACCUCAGCUGAGUCUAUCUGUAAUGAAUGCUACAGAUAAAACAAGAGAGCAAAGGGUAUUAUUUAACCACUGUAAGUGGAGGAAAUCAUGUAUGGAAUGUACAUAUUUUAAAGUAGACAUUUUUAUGAACCAUUCUAGUGCCACUUUUUGUAAAGCUGUGGUUUUAUAGAACAUGUGAAAAGUGCAGAAAUUUUCAUGGAGUAUCAUAGUGGGUUUUUAAGUUUAAAAAGCCAGUUACAUGAGAGGCAAGUUUUUAGUUCUCAAAGUGAGUGGGAUGACCCAGUGGCAGAGUCAGAACAGCUCUUACUCUCAGAGCUGUGUGUAGACCAUUUGGAGCAAGGUCUUAGCAUUGAGGUGUGUACUUCUAAUACCCAGGUUCUCCAAGGCCACCCUCACUUUGCCUUCCACAGAUAGUGUUGGGUAGCCCUAGGAUAGCCCAUCUGAGAUUUGAUUGUGCACUACUGGAGUGAAGAGACGGGAAUUUGCUCCUGCGAGGAGAUUCCACGCCCAGUGACCAUCUCAAGAUGAAUGCAGAAUGUCCUUGCGUUGCAGCAGGGUUUCCAGAAGCACACACGCAGCCUGCAGUGUGCCUAGAGCCUCUUUAGCUGCUGAGGCCUUCCACCAUUCGUGAGAGCUCCCUGUGGAGAAGAGGUUCACCUGUGGAUAUGCAAAAGCUGUCCCCCGCCCAUCAGCAAGGGCUCAUUCCCAGCAAAGCACCUGACACAAGGUGGACACAGAACUCGUGACGUCAGAAGCCUUUGAGCUACCGUGCUGCAGAGCUGACUGGAGCCCAAACUGAGGCAGGAGAGACUUGCUCCCCCAGCCCCAAAGCUGCCAUGACUUCUGACACGUUGGCUUCUGACACGUGGAUCUGGCCUCCUGGAUCGCCCUUUGUAAGCCCGAAUAAACAUGUGGGGAAAGGAGUUUCCCCCCGCCUUGUUUUAUGGUGGUCUUGCUUGCUUGCAUUUAUCUGUAGGAGUCUGCGAGUCUGCUGUCGGGGUCUCUGUGUCUAUUUUGAAAGGUCUUGUUGCAAGUUGCUGUCUUCUGUUAACUGAUGCACUGCUCCUCUUUUCUCCACAGCCACACUCUGCAGUGUUUCCAAAAGGGUAGUCUGCUACAUUUGGUGGAAGCUGCAUUAGCUAGAGUCACCUUGAGGCUUGGAUCAGUUUUGGGAAUCCAUGGUUAAAACAUAGUGGGAAUAAGCUGACUUUGAAUGCUUCUCUGUUAGCAACUAGGGAACAUGCUUCGAUUCACUGUGGGGACAAAGAGAACGUUUCUCUUUGAAUUAUGGUGACUUUAGUUAUCCUGGAAGCAGCAAAAUCCACCCAGUUCUGCAAGGCUGCCUGUGUAAGAGGCUGCUAAAGGAUGCACUAAAAGGGGUGAAACAAGAACAAGUCUUGCUGAAAGGGUACGUGGCAUCCGUGCAGAGCACUGCUUUGAAUAAGAUCCAGAGCUGCCUUUGGCUUCACAGGAGUCAGAUGCAGAGCCAUUUCAAGUCCUUGUGAAUCCAAACAAUCAGGCCUGCAUGCCUCCAUUGUGUGUACACAAUACAGCCGCUAAACGGGCAGCACCAUAGACAAGUCCUGAAGGCGAUGGAGAAGGCAGUCCACAUAGCUUGCACGUGUCUGAAUAAGCACACCCAAGCACAGGCACUGAAGACUCGGUUGAAAAUGGCAGCUCCUUAGUUUUAGAUCACCUGGGCUGCAGCCUGAUUCUGUUCAUGCUGGGUAAAAGUUUCCAUGGACUGGUAGAGGCUUGGGGAGGUCUGGGCGUGAAGAGAGGCCCCAAAGCCCUGAGAGUGGCUAGCAGAGGAGGUGACAGAGUGGUCUGACCCCCAGGUAAGUUCUCCCAUGCAAGCCUCACUGGAACAAAGAGGGACUUGCCAAGGAGAUGGUGGGUGGUGCCCCAUCUGACUUUGCUGGAGGCGGGGUGCCACCUCAGCCACCAUGUGAGCCUGGCUUCCUUUCAUGGCAAUGCAUAGGGUUAGGGUUAGGGUUAGGGUUGUCAAUUGCCUGCAAUGAUGUCAGCUUCUAGAGAAAUCCCUAUAAACGGGGUAAUGGGAAUCUUUCAAGCAUGCAUGGUUUCUGGCCAGCAUUGUGGGUCUUCCUCUCAUUUCAUCAGCACUCCUCCCCUCCCCCUAUGUAACUCCUGACCCAGCGGCAUCAAUGAGACAUGACACUGUGGGAUGAAGCAUUUUUAGAACGAAUCAAGAAACUGGAAGCCUAUUGUGUUGACAAUCAAGAGAUGUAGUCUGUUGUGAUUUAUUUUUGUGCUGAAAUUUUAUAAUAUAGACUUUAUUUUACACAACUGGAUAUAGUUCUUUUUAGCAGUUCUUCCACAUUUUGCCUUAACAAGUAUAGGACAGACUCCACUUGGAAGUUCUCCUGUGCAGACCUUCUUGGUUUCCAAGACUUGUGCAGAAGAACUUCCUGGGGGGUUGUGCCCGUAAAUGGAGAUGUGUUCUCAAGCCAUGUGAGAAAAUACCAAGUCAUUUUGCAGCUACCUCCAGUUAUUCCCAACUGUAAAAGAUGAGAGACGCUUUGAAAUAAACUGCAUUGGCCAAA
Messenger RNA from Hemicordylus capensis (graceful crag lizard), 6915 nucleotides. It is a transcript of the gene CGNL1, whose product is annotated as cingulin like 1. Bases 136 to 4008 code for a protein of 1290 amino acids. Gene Ontology annotation, cellular component: myosin complex. The transcript has 19 exons. The record is from RefSeq and is a predicted model, not a curated record. NCBI's taxonomy places the organism in Eukaryota, Metazoa, Chordata, Lepidosauria, Squamata, Cordylidae.